Cherax quadricarinatus is the source of this 3702-nucleotide messenger RNA. NCBI's taxonomy places the organism in Eukaryota, Metazoa, Arthropoda, Malacostraca, Decapoda, Parastacidae. The record is from RefSeq and is a predicted model, not a curated record.
GUGAUAUACUUAUGAUGGAUGAAGAAGGCUACUUAUACUUCAAGGAUCGCACAGGAGAUACAUUCCGCUGGAAGGGCGAAAAUGUUUCAACUAGUGAAGUGGAAGCAGUUAUCUCUAAAACAGCCGGUCAUGCAGAUGUUGUAGUUUAUGGAGUUGAGGUUCCUGGAGCUGAGGGUCGUGCAGGUAUGGCAGCCAUCUUAGACACUGAAGACACUCUGAACUUGGAGGAACUUUAUGCAGGAGUUGUGAAAGCACUUGCUUCAUAUGCUCGUCCACUGUUUGUUAGGAUUGCCCAAAAACUAGAAAUGACUGGAACUUACAAGCUUAAGAAAAUUACCUUGAAAAAAGAGGGAUUUAACCCAAAUGUGAUUGAGGACAAGAUGUACUUUUUGGAUACGAAGAAGAAAGCAUAUGUCCCUCUUACUAUUGAUCUUUAUGACAAGAUUGUUGGUGGGGAAGUGAGGAUGUAAACUGAGAUAAAAUGCAGUAUUAUAGAAAUGUUAAACAGCUGUGGUGCACCCUUGUUGUAAAAAUAACAUUUUCAUUAUGAGAUUAGUGUCAAAUCUAGUACAAGUAGCCAAUAAAGAUUUCUUAUAUUGACUGGCAGAUUAUACUGGUAUUCAAAGAUAUUCCAAGACACAAAUCUUUUGGCUUAUUUGUAGACUGAAUACUGACAUAUGGACCUGAUUCUUGUUUUGUAUACAUUAAAAAGCACUGUAAGCGCAUCUUCAGGAAGACACUUAUGAAACUUGCAUAAUUAAUCACUAUAUAUUCCUACCUAUUGAUGGUUCCAGGGUUGCCCUCCCUUGUGGCCUGGUCCCAGACCAGGCCUGGUUGAGGGUCUGAUGAGUCGUGCUUUUUGUGCUACUAACACAGUCCAGUGUAGGCAUCACAGCAUAGCUGCACAGAAACUGACUGGAAGAACCUGCCAUUUAGCCACUUCCCUCAUACUGUGUUUGAAAUUGUUGAAAUGUGUCAAUGAGUCGGUGUUUAUAUCCUAAAAAAAUUACAGAUUCUAUGAAACAAAUAAUGCACAUAAUCUAAAAAAAAUAGUGGUCAAUGAAUAUGAAUACAGUAUUGAUAAUUGUGAUUACCCUGGAAGUAAUAGAGCACAAGGUAGUGUUUAAACUUUAAAAUGUUUAUUAGAGAAUAAGCUUAUUUUGGUUCAGGGCAGUAAUGCAGCUAUUGCAUUUUUUCAGAUUAGGAUAAAGUGUUACUAGGAUAUAAAUUUUGCCCACCUCAGGAAUUUCUGAAAUUUAGUUUCCUUGCACUAACCUUAAUUACAAAGGGUAGCUGAUUUAGACACACACAUUCUGUGGGGUUAAUGCAUACUGUGAAAUAUUAAAUACUACUUUCCUUAAAACUGUUUAACUUUAAAGGUUCAAGAGGAAUGUUUAUAGACAUAAUACAUGGAAAAGGAAGCAUUACAUGUUCAUACAUGUUCUGUUGGUUUUCUAUAUGUUAGGGCCAUAAACUGAUAUAAAUGCAUUUAUUUCUUCUCAUGGUUGUUUGAAGCCUCUAGUCAUACUUUAUUUAUGUACUGUAUGGUAUUGUAUGAUUACCUACCUGAUCUUGCAGUGUUCUUACUUCUUUGGACUGACUGAUGAGAAAUAACAUUUUCGUAUUUAGUUUGAAUUCCGUGUAAGAGGACUGCUUAUACUAUCAUUGUCCAAUUUAUUCAGUGUCCAUGUGGCUCAUUUGGGUGUUUUAAGAUAGUUCCAUCCAUGCUCUUAUGAUCUCGAUUCUUCUCUGAUAAAGAACAUAUCCUGGUCUACCCUACCCAAGCCUUUGAGUAUUUUGUAUGCUAAAAUCAUAUCCCCUCUUUAUUAUUAUUUCAGACAGAAAGCCUAACUCUUGCAUUCUUUUAUUUUUCAUAGUUCAUUUCUUCUCACCUAAUUACUUUUGACUGAAGUCAUUUUGUUAUUACUAGGUGAGGGCUACCAGGAGGGUAUUUCAUACAGAUACUGUGUUCUCAGGAAUGGUCCACCUGUAUGAUGGAAAUAAUGUUCUGAACAUAUUUUUUUUAUAGAUACUGUCUGGCACUCUUGUGUUUUUAUGUUUUCAAACUUAGCCUGUACUGCUUCCAGGUUUGGGGGUAAUGAUUAUUCUUAGAUCUUUUUCUUUUAACUUUCCAUGAAUUAUUUUUACCUGGUUAUUACCUCUUUAUUAUUUAACUCUUGCUAGAGUUAAACUUUAAUAAACAUUCUUAAAGUCUACAAAUGUGCAACAUAUUUGAUGGCAGCUGUAAGUGUAACUACUAAUCUACAGACUUCAAAAUUCUUUCCAAAUGUCUAAUUUGUAAUAGGCCCAGGCUUUCAUUGUUGGCCUUGCAGGUUCAAGGAUAAAUUUAGCAAGGUUAAAUCAGGUUUUAAAGUUAAUUUUGAUUCAAAAUGAAGCAUUUGCAUUGUAUACCAUGUUAAAUGUGUGUAAAUAUAUAUACUGGUAUGCAAAAUACAUGUGCAUAUCAAAAGUAUGUGUUUGAAAAAUCUAGUUUUAAUAUAGGGCCAUUUGUUUGAUCAGUUUGGCUUUAGGCAUAGCAUAUAUUCAUAAUAUGUAUAAAAAUCUGACUAGAGGCUCAAAAGAACCCAUAAGAAGAAAUAGUAUGCUGUAUAUUUAUCUCUGCUCAUGGUACCUUUCAAGCUUUUGGUCAUAUUAGCUCUGCAUACCUGUAUGGAAGGUUUCAGUAACAUAACUCAUAUACUGGUUAAUGUGUCCACAGAUGGUGGACAUAGCUGUUAGAAAUCACUCCAGGAUAUUCUGUAUGUUACAUCACUAACUGGGGUAUGUAGUACCUGACUAGCAUUGAGGUACUGUUUUGCAUAAUAUAUUUGACUUGUGGCAUAUGGCUUCUUGAUAUUAUAAUAAAAUAAGGAUUAAUAAAAUAAUACAGCUUCUUACUCCAUAGGGUGCUACUGUAUAGUUUGAGAUGUAUUAUUUAUAUGUUGAGAUGAGAUACCACAACCAUGACUGAUAUAUCUCAGUGGUUUUUUUUUUUUAACUAGUUUGUAAAAUGUAUUAACUUUCUAUAUAUAUUUACAGUAGUUUUAUAUUUUUCCAUUUUUUUUCAUGUGUUUUUAGUGGAGGUAAUUUUAAUUUGCAUAUUCUGGCUUGGCAGUGUUUCAACUUUAAUCAGUAAUGAAAUAAGUUUAAAGGAGGUAUUAUUUUAAUACUGCAUAGUUUGAUCUUUGUUUCUUAGUAAAAAUAGCUUAAUGUAGUGGAGAAGGCUCUCCACUACAUGAGAAUACAUGCAUUAUUCAUUCAGUAUUACAUACUGUAUUUUAGCUUUUUUUUUUUUUACACAACGGUGUUAAUCUUGAUACAAUAAAUUUGUAACAUCUUUGUGUGUUAGAAAAGCUUGAGCAGUAAUAUUGUUGGGAAUUGUCACCACCUAAAGUAGUUGUGAAACAAGAGGUACAUUUCACUGAACAUGAGAAUAUAUUUUGCAGUUAUGUUUAUUACCACUUUUAGUUGAGGGGAAAAGGGUAAUAAUUUUAUGUAAAACAUAGCAUGAAUAAGCAUUGAGACAGUUGUGAAAGCAUGGUGAAUGUGUGCUGAAAUACAUACUUAAGUCUCUCUUCAUACAGCUCACACAGUGUCUUGAAUAACCUAUAUAUCAAGGACUUUUGUAUUUUGACCAUGAAUUAUGCCUUAAGAGGUUAUUCCAUAUCAUUGUUAUUGUAGAAAUAAAUCAUGCUGAUGAAA